Molecule: messenger RNA, 2496 nt
Organism: Sinocyclocheilus grahami
Lineage: Eukaryota; Metazoa; Chordata; Actinopteri; Cypriniformes; Cyprinidae
Product: voltage-dependent L-type calcium channel subunit beta-1-like
Exons: 13
Coding region: 171-1952 (593 amino acids)
Biological process (GO): calcium ion transmembrane transport
Cellular component (GO): voltage-gated calcium channel complex
Molecular function (GO): voltage-gated calcium channel activity; protein binding
Source: RefSeq, a predicted model, not a curated record
CAAUCCCUGACACACACGUAUACUCUCCUGGCUGACUUUUGCAACACACACCCAUCACAGCUACACACACAUUGAUACAAACCCUCUUGUGACACACACACACAUCGUGUUCAGCGAGGACUCAGAUCUUUGGGUGUGACUCUGUGUUACCGUGGCAAGGAGCGAGUGCCAUGGAGACCAACGCACGGAUUCAGAGGCCCGCAAUGGGCUCAGCAGACUCCUACACCAGUCGUCCUUCAGACUCUGACGUGUCUCUGGAGGAGGACCCUGAGGCUCUCAGGAAAGAAGCCGAUAGACAAGCUCUUGCCACUCUAGAGAAGGCUAAGACCAAGCCUGUAGCGUUUGCGGUGAGGACUAAUGUUGGCUAUAACCCAGGCCCUAAUGAUGAUGUGCCGGUUCAGGGCAUGGCUAUCUCUUUCGAAUCCAAAGACUUCCUGCACAUCAAAGAGAAGUAUAAUAAUGACUGGUGGAUUGGGCGUUUGGUGAAGGAAGGAUGUGAGGUGGGGUUUAUCCCCAGUCCAGUGAAGCUUGAGAGCACCCGUCAAUUACAAGAACAGAGAUUGAGACAGAACCGCCUUAGCUCCAGUAAGUCUGGUGGAAGCUCUAGUCUGGAUGUUGCCACAGGUGCCCGGAGGCCCACUCCACCUGGAACAGCUGACUUGUCCUCUGGACUUUAUGACGAUUCGGAUUCGGAUGUUGAGGAGGUGGAGCCUGCCAACACCCGUGACCAAAAGGGUGUGGGCGGAAGUGUCACCUCCCCUCAAGGCAACCUGUCCCGCCUCCCUUUCUUUAAGAAGAUGGAACAUGUUCCUCCUUACGAUGUGGUGCCUUCCAUGAGACCCAUUAUUUUGGUGGGACCAUCUCUUAAAGGCUAUGAGGUGACAGAUAUGAUGCAGAAAGCUCUCUUUGAUUUUCUAAAACACAAAUUUGAAGGCAGAAUAUCCAUCACCAGGGUGACAGCAGACAUCUCACUUGCCAAACGUUCUGUCCUAAACAACCCCAGCAAACACACGAUCAUCGAGCGCUCCAGCACCAGAUCCAGUCUGGCUGAGGUACAGAGUGAAAUCGAGAGAAUCUUUGAGCUGGCCCGGACACUCCAAUUAGUGGCUCUGGAUGCCGACACAAUCAACCAUCCAUCUCAAUUGGCCAAGACGUCACUGGCACCUAUCAUAGUCUACAUCAAGAUUGCCUCUCCAAAGGUGUUGCAGAGGCUGAUAAAGUCCAGGGGUAAAUCUCAGGCCAAACAUCUCAAUGUCCAAAUGGUGGCAGCUGAUAAACUUGCACAGUGUCCUCCAGAGCUUUUUGACAUAAUAUUAGAUGAGAAUCAGCUGGAGGAUGCAUGUGAACACCUGGCUGAAUACCUGGAGGCCUACUGGAAGGCUACACACCCUCCGAGCAGCAACCCACCCAACCCUCUGCUCAAUCGCACCAUGGCCACAGCCGCCCUGGCAGCUUCACCCGAACCCGUCUCCAACCUGCAGGGGCCAUUCCUGGUGCAUGGAGAACAGAAGAGGGAAGGGCCUGAACGUGGCAGUCUCCAAGACUACCAGAGCGACCUGGGUGGCAAGCAGCCGCUGCGCUCUUCACGCAGCCAGUUGCAAACAGGUGGACGAGGUCUGUCGCGGCAGGACACUUUCGAUUCCGAGACCCAGGGCAGCAGGGAUUCCGCCUACACUGACGACAUGGAGACGGACCCAUACGAGGAGCCGGACCCGUGUCGCUCGUACCGUCUAAACCCUGCCCACCACGCUCCUCGCCAGGCCUCCUGGGAGGAUGAAGGGGCGGAGCCUGACCAGGAGAACCUCAACAUGGCCCCACCACCAGCCAAUCAGCACCAGCGUGGACGAGGCAAGCUGAGGGAGCGCUACUCUCAAGAUGCAGAAGGUGGUGGGGUGACGACGGGCCGUAACCAUAACCAGGAGGAGUGGAGCAGAGAUGUGUAUAUUCGCUAGAGCAGGUUUACCUGAGAUGAGGGUGAGGUGUUGUUUAGAAUGACACUAAAUAGAAUCUCUAUAGUUGGAUCUGUUUACAACCCAGAGAAACACACAAUCAUUGACAAACGCUGUACAGCUAACACUCACAACAUUCGCAUAAGGCAAACAAAUCAUUACAUAAGUCCUCUUUUUCUCGGACAGGCUUUCUUCUUGGCCAGGAUUUCUAAAGGCUUGAAUACACUACAUAACUUUUCAAAUCUGAUCAGAUUUGAAAACACUAAGCAUCAUACAUUUGCCGACUUUGUAAAUAGUUACAGAAGAAAAACUGACAAAUGCAGAUGACAAAUGAAAAAAAUAUGCUUUUUAAAAUUGGCUCAAACUAUCAAACAUGUUUGAUAUCCUCUGACUGGAUGGAAUGAUAGUCUGAAGCCAAAAAAAGUCUGUGUCCAUAAUGCACUACGCGAUUUAUUAAGAAAUCUGUCAACUCAAAUCUGCAGGCUGGCUCUGACUUUAGAAAUCCUGGCCAGGACAUGUCUGGGAAAAUAAAGACAUAUGUUCACAC